Messenger RNA from Ooceraea biroi (clonal raider ant), 1584 nucleotides. It is a transcript of the gene Tango11, whose product is annotated as transport and golgi organization 11. The record is from RefSeq and is a predicted model, not a curated record. NCBI's taxonomy places the organism in Eukaryota, Metazoa, Arthropoda, Insecta, Hymenoptera, Formicidae.
UUUUUUCUUAGUGAAAUAUUAGUGUGACAUUGUUAAUUUUUACAUUGAGCAUUAACAAUUUGCCUAACUUCGUCAUCAUUUUAUGAGCAAUAAUGUAGUCUCGGUAAAUUUUCGAACAUCUCGAAAAUGGUAGUGACUCGUACAUCGCACUUAGUGUUUGUCACGGAGAAGUGAUAAAAACAGGAUACAUGUGAAAAUAAUUUCCCUGUUAUUUCCUGUGAAGUAAACUUUUGUCAGUACUAAAAACGACGUAAACAUGUUAUAAUGUCAAAGGCGCAUAGUCCGAAGCAUUUUAACGGAGAAACAGAUAACUUUUUUGAUCCAAACUUUACCGUGGACAUCAACAAGCGGAUGCAGGUUCCCAAAAGUAUUCGUGUAAGUGGCGACGAGGAUAUUAUGAGUAGAUCAGUGUGGAAUCAAAUGUCGGCUACAGAAAAAUUUGAAAAGUUUGAUAUGCACGUGCCAGACAGGAUUCUUGUCGUUGGGCAGGAACAACACGUUGGUACCAAAGCACCACCACCAGAGAUUGUCUUAGAAAAUGCUGUUAUGCGUACCGAACCUGCCAUAGUCAGAGUACAGACUCCACCAAGAAUCUUGAAAUUGGACGAUCAUUUUUUCCCGACUGCAGACGACGACGAUUCUCCUGCGUAUCCUCCUAUUGAGAUCAAAGAGCCAGCACCUAGGACAUUCAAUGCGGAAACACAGAUAACGAGGCACAUCAGGGAGCCAACGCCUGCAUAUAACGCUCUUGAUGUAUCUCUGCCACCCAGCGAAGAAGUUCACCACUUACGUCGUCAAGUGGGUAAAUUGAAUCGCAGGGUGAUGGCGCUCGAAUUGGACAUGCUACAUCGCCAGCAAAGGGAGAAGAUUUUGUACAUUGCUACAGUGGCAUAUUUCAUUCUGAAAGCGUUCUCCUGGUUCACUAGAAACUGAGCUGUGAGCUCGACUGAUGAUGAAGGGAGGAAGGGUGAAGGCGAGUCGAAGGUGUUUCGCUAGAACGAGCAACGGUUAAGUAGCACUUUGGGCCACUCUUGCUAUAAGAAAGUAUAACCAAAGACUUUUACCACAGUCUCGUAAGAUCAAUCAGUUGCAGUAAACUGCAUGACAUAUAUACACACACACACAUAUAAUUAUUGAAUAAUUGUGUGUGUGUGUGUAUCUGUCGUGUAUCAGAAAAAAACGGAUGACGUAUAGAAGCGUGAUGACCGAUUGUCUUGAAGGUGUCUCACUUUACUUGAAAAGACAUUGUAUUAGGUUUUACGAUAUAUAAUGUGUUAUUAUUGAUGUAUAUACAGCAUGCUGAGAACUAAUAAACUAAUUUUCAUACUAUAUAGAUCAAAUAACAAUCGCACAUGUUAUAUUCUUCGAGAUACAUAUUUAUAUAAUUUCAUUAAUUUUUCUUCUGCUAUUUUAUAUCGUGAAAUUACACAUCUUUCACUGUGCGAUGUUAUGAAAAUUAAACUACUGUAGUAUAUUUAUCAAUAGUUAUUUUCUCUGUGGCCAUAGCACUUAGAGCUGUAGACCUUAUAUAAGAUAUAAGAUAUAUUGUGACUAAUGAAAUCAAUAAAGUUAUCAUUAAUACAA